Messenger RNA from Mercurialis annua (annual mercury), 588 nucleotides. RefSeq names its product putative F-box protein At3g16210. Gene Ontology annotation, molecular function: protein binding. The transcript has a single exon. NCBI's taxonomy places the organism in Eukaryota, Viridiplantae, Streptophyta, Magnoliopsida, Malpighiales, Euphorbiaceae. Bases 1 to 588 code for a protein of 195 amino acids. The record is from RefSeq and is a predicted model, not a curated record.
AUGUUUGAAUUCUUGCCUGAAGAGAUUGUAGUUCAAAUAUUAAGCAGAUUGCCUGCCAAGUCUGUUUUGAAAUUUAGUUGUGCUUGCAAGUUAUGGAAUUCUAUCAUCAAAAACCCUAAUUUCAUCCCUACUUUCUCAUCAAACAAACAUCACCCUUGCAUCUUUAUUCUUCACUAUGAUGGGCGAGACUUAAAAUACAAAUACUCUAUGCGUUUUGACGACGAAGAUUUCGAUGAGUACCUGUUUCUCCAACCAGUUUGCAACCCACCCGACGAAGUCGGUGAAGUGAUCGGCUCGAGUGGUGGUCUUGUCUGCCUCUGCUAUCAAAACAGCCGCAUAGAUAAGCUCAUUAUUUGUAACCCUUGCAUUAGAAAAUCCUUGGUGAUACCUAAAUAUAGUGCUCAUCCUUUUGGUUGGAUUCGCAAUAAAUUAAUGGGGUUUGGGUUUGAUUCAAGAACCAACGAUUACAAAUUAUUUUUGGCUCACUUAGCUAUAGACUCUAUUACUAACGUGCUUCUAUAUUCACUCAAUUCUAAUUCUUGGAAGAAAAUUACUAUUACUAGUGUUGGUCGCAACUAUAUUUUUUAA